This is a messenger RNA of Colletotrichum abscissum, 417 nucleotides long. RefSeq lists its product as uncharacterized. NCBI's taxonomy places the organism in Eukaryota, Fungi, Ascomycota, Sordariomycetes, Glomerellales, Glomerellaceae. Bases 1 to 417 code for a protein of 138 amino acids. The transcript has a single exon. The record is from RefSeq and is a predicted model, not a curated record.
AUGGUAAAAUCCGCCAGGGCAGCGGAAGCCGAGGGACGCGUACGCAACUCGGACGCAGAAGAGCUCGGCACUGCGGGUACCUCUGGGCCUUCUGGCAAUCGGCGCGAAGCCAGAAGCGUCCGGGGGCCCAGGGCUCCAUUGUGGCUGGCUGGCCGGCCGCUGGCAGCAAGCGCCCGGUGGGACAGGAUAGGACAGGACAGGGCCCCCGCCUUCGCGGUGAGGCCUGUAUCCCUGUCCGCUAGUUUAAAUUGCACUUUGGUAAGGAAGGCGCAGACCGCAACCAGUCGGCUGGUCACUGCCCUGGUGAGGGAGGAAUCGAGCAGGAAAAAAAAAAGAGAAAACGAGAUGGCGCGGGUAUGGCCGCGAUGCGCGAAUGCGAAAAUAGAGAUAGGGCAGAAUAUCAAGAAGACACCUUAA